AUGUCCGGCCUUCGCCAGCUGAUCCUCUCGGCCUUCUUCCUGGUGAUGGCCUUCCUCUUCUUGAUUCUGGGCUGCACCGUCGUGAAGAAACGAAAUGCGUGGCCGUUGAUGAGCCUUGCGCUCUACUGCUUCCCCCCUGUCCCCUUCUUCUUGUGUGGUCGCAGCGCCGACAGCGACAACUUCAUCGACGUCGAUGACGAGCCGCUGGAUGCCUUCAGCACAGUCGGCCUCUUCAUGGGCGGUGCGGUGCUCAUAUCGGGUCCAGGGCUGGCAGUGGUGCUCUAUCACACCUCCGUAAUUUGCGGCUUGGCGCUCUUUUUCACGCUCCUCAGCGGGGCGUGCUUCAUCGCGGCGGGCGUAUCACUCGCCGUCCCCAACGGUGACGAUGGCGACGACGCUGCUGACGGGUACAACUUCUAA
This is a messenger RNA of Leishmania mexicana MHOM/GT/2001/U1103, 420 nucleotides long. RefSeq lists its product as hypothetical. The coding region runs from base 1 to 420 and encodes 139 amino acids. NCBI's taxonomy places the organism in Eukaryota, Euglenozoa, Kinetoplastea, Trypanosomatida, Trypanosomatidae. The transcript has a single exon. Gene Ontology annotation, biological process: late endosome to vacuole transport via multivesicular body sorting pathway. The record is from RefSeq and is a predicted model, not a curated record. Gene Ontology annotation, cellular component: endosome.